Molecule: messenger RNA, 1785 nt
Organism: Vidua chalybeata
Lineage: Eukaryota; Metazoa; Chordata; Aves; Passeriformes; Viduidae
Product: 2'-5'-oligoadenylate synthase 1-like
Exons: 6
Coding region: 160-1707 (515 amino acids)
Biological process (GO): regulation of ribonuclease activity; defense response to virus; negative regulation of viral genome replication
Cellular component (GO): cytosol; membrane; nucleoplasm
Molecular function (GO): double-stranded RNA binding; 2'-5'-oligoadenylate synthetase activity; protein binding
Source: RefSeq, a predicted model, not a curated record
CUUAAGUUCCCAGCGGUGACGCAUCGGGGCGGUGGCCCGGGAAGGUUUAAAAGCUGCUGCAGACCGAAGCAGGCUGUGGGGGGCGGAGUGCUGCAGGCAGGAGUAGGUUUAGGAGGCAGCAAGUCAGAAGAGGGCAAAGGGAGCGAUACACCUGUCAGCAUGGAUGUGUACCAGGUGGCAUCCGCGAACGGGCUGAGAACAGUAAACGCCAGGGAGCUGGAUGGCUGGAUUGCAAACACCCUGCAGCCCAGCACAGCUUUCUCCAUGCAGGUGAAAGAGACAGUGUGGCAAAUCUGUGAAUUCCUGAAGAGGAACUGCUUUGAGGAUAAUAUCCACGUUCAAAAGACCGUCAAGGGUGGAUCAGCAGGAAAGGGCACAGCUCUGAAGAACAACUCUGAUGCUGAUGUGGUGCUCUUCCUCAGCUGCUUACCCAGCUACCAGGAGCAGAAGAACAACAGAAAGGCUAUCCUGGAUUUGAUCAUGAUAAAGCUGAAGGCCUGCAGGGAGACCUUGAGGUUCGAUGUGUCCAUUGGUGAGCCCAGGUACAAGGGUCCUGACAGCACGCCACGCUCCCUCAGCCUUACUCUGUCCUCCAGGGAGACUAGAGAGUCCAUUGAUGUGGACAUCCUGCCUGCCUAUGAUGCUUUGGGGCAGGUGACCCAGGAUGCCCCACCAAAUGCAGAAGUGUAUGUGAGGCUCCUGCAUGCCUGCAGCCACCCCGGGGAGUUCUCCCCCUGCUUCACUGAGCUGCAGAAGAUGUUUGUGAAGCAUUUCCCUGCCAAGCUGAAGAACCUCCUGCGCCUGGUCAAGUACUGGUACAAGGAGCUGCUGAAUCCACAGUACCCCAAUGCUGACCUGCCCCCUAAGUAUGCCCUGGAGCUGCUGACCAUCUACACCUGGGAGGAGGCCACAGGCUCCUCCAGCAGCUUUGACAUGGCUCAGGGCUUCCGCACAGUGCUGGAACUGCUGUGCCGGCACCGGGAGAUCUGCAUCUACUGGGAGAAGUACUACUCGCUCCAGCACAGAGAGAUUGGUGCCCAUGUCAAGGGGUUGCUGCGCAGUCCCCGCCCUGUCAUCCUGGACCCUGCUGACCCCACGGGGAUCCUGGGCCAAGACAAGAACUGGGACUUGAUGGCACAGGCAGCUGCCAGCUACUGCCGCUCACUGCCCUGCCUUGCAAACGUCCAGCCCUGGGAAGUGCAGCCAGCCCGGCCCGUGACCAUUGAGGUGAUGCAGCUGUCAGGCACCAAAAUGAGGCAGCGUGUCAGCCCCUACAUCACCAUCGGGCAGCUGAAGGAGAUGAUCCAGCAGAACUGGGGCAUCUUGCCAUACAGACAGCGCCUGGCACAGCAGGAGCCAGGCAGAAACAGCAUCACCCUACAGGACUGCGAUACCCUGGCCAUGCAUGGCAUCUUCUACAACACCACGCUGGUGCUGCUGCAGACUGAGCCCCAGAAGAUGGAGGUCUUUGUCAAGGAUGAUAAGAAUCGGAGCACUACCUACACGGUGCUGCCCACCGACACUGUCCGACAGCUGAAGGAGCAGAUCCAGGCCCGGCAAGGGCCUUCUGCCAAUGAGCAGCGCCUGACCUAUGGCCGCAGGGAGCUGGAGGACCAGCACACGCUGGCACACUAUGAUGUCAAGCCCAUGAGCACAAUCUACAUGCUCCUGCGGCUUCGGGGGGGUGCAGGCCCCCAGCUCCCCUAGCUCCCUGCCUGCUUGACCUCCUGAGCAUUGCCCUCAGCACCAGCCCAUACCCCUGUGUACCCUCCUGUCAUGCUGGAA